This is a messenger RNA of Alternaria viburni, 528 nucleotides long. RefSeq lists its product as uncharacterized. Gene Ontology annotation, biological process: ammonium transmembrane transport. Bases 1 to 528 code for a protein of 175 amino acids. The transcript has 2 exons. Gene Ontology annotation, molecular function: ammonium channel activity. NCBI's taxonomy places the organism in Eukaryota, Fungi, Ascomycota, Dothideomycetes, Pleosporales, Pleosporaceae. The record is from RefSeq and is a predicted model, not a curated record. Gene Ontology annotation, cellular component: plasma membrane.
AUGGGCGCCAUAUCUGGACUCAUCAUGAUCACACCUUCGGCAGGUUUCAUCGAUCUACCGACAGCCUUCUUCUUCGGGGUGCUCGGUGCACUAUUUUGUCGUCAAGCGCUUCGCAUCAAGUUUAGCGAGUUCGCUCGGCGCUGGAGAUGGGUUGAUCACGGCGACACCUUUGCGACACAUUGCCUUGGUGGAAUUUUAGCAACGAUUUCGACAGGCUGCUUUGCUCAGAAAGAAGUCGCUGGGUAUGAUGGAGUCACAGAAAUUGUUGGUGGAGUAUUCUUCGAUGGGAACGUACGCCAGCUCGGUAUUCAGGUUGUGGAGGCUCUCGUCGGAUUUUCAUGGUCUUUCAUCGGAAGCUAUGUUAUGUACGCGCUCAUUGACUGUGUGCCGGGCUUCGAAGUGUUGGCUGAAGACAAGGACAUCAUUGCAGGCCUGGAUGCAAGCCAGAUGGACGAAGAAACGUUAUGGACCGAAACACAGAAGUACUAUCCCUAUGCCGAGCGCGAAGGCGAGUUGCAUCUCGAAUGA